Molecule: messenger RNA, 1039 nt
Organism: Columba livia (rock pigeon)
Lineage: Eukaryota; Metazoa; Chordata; Aves; Columbiformes; Columbidae
Gene: TATDN3
Product: TatD DNase domain containing 3
Exons: 9
Coding region: 162-965 (267 amino acids)
Molecular function (GO): hydrolase activity, acting on ester bonds
Source: RefSeq, a predicted model, not a curated record
CACCUCGCUCAGCCCGCGCCGCGAGCAGCACCGCACCCGCGGGUCGCGCCGGGCGGCGGCGGCCGGGCUGAGCGGCAGCCCCGCGUCCGCCUCUGCCGCCAGCGGCGGCAACAACGGCGGGGCCGGGCCGGCCGCCAUUUCCCGCCUCCGCCGCAAGGAAAAUGCCGGCCCGGAAGCAGAACCUGGGGCUUGCCCUCCCCUUCCCCUCAUCCCCGGGCGCGGCAUGGCGGCGGGGCCGGUGGACUGCCACUGCCACCUCGCCGCGCCCUGCUUCCAGGCGGACGUGGCGGCCGUGGUGCGGGCGGCGGAGCAGGUUCCCUGGGUUUGUUCUGCCCUGCCUGGGAGUUCACCCGGUUCAAGAGGUUUCGCCAGAGGAGCAGCGCAGUGUUACUUUGAAGGAUCUGGAUGCUGCAUUACCACUUAUAGAGCUCUACAAAGAAAAAUUGGUGGGAAUCGGAGAAGUUGGACUAGAUUUCACUCCCAGAUUUGCCAGCACGGAUGAACAGAAGGAAGGACAAAGACAGGUCUUGAUCAAACAGAUAGAGUUGGCAAGAAGACUGGAUUUGCCUUUAAAUGUUCACUCCCGCUCAGCUGGAAGACCAACCAUUAAUCUCUUAAAGGAACAAGGUGCUACGAAGGUGUUGCUCCAUGCGUUUGAUGGGAAGCCGUCUGUAGCAAUGGACGGGGUGAAAGCUGGAUACUUCUUCUCCAUUCCUCCUUCCAUUAUAAGGAGUGAACAGAAGCAGAAACUUGUGAAGCUGUUACCUCUGGAAAGUAUGUGCUUGGAAACUGACUCUCCUGCUCUGGGGCCUGAAAAACAGAUGAGAAAUGAACCAAAAAAUAUUUACAUAGCUGCAGAAUAUAUUGCUAAAAUUAAAGGAAUUCCAGUUGAAGAAGUUAUAGAAGUGACUACACAGAAUGCACUGAAAGUAUUCCCCAGACUUCGGAACUUUCUUCGGAUAUAGACUUAGAAAUAUGUAAUAUUGCAGAAACUGUUAUUUGUGGUAUAAUUAAAGACCAAUGCUUAUCUUGUCUUAAA